AUGCGUUCCCUUGUCAUUCUUCUUUUCAUUUUCUCGUUUCUCUGUCUAUCGCACGCUUUCUACCCGAAUCUCUAUUUGGCCGCUCCGUACAAAUAUAUUGAGGGUCAAUACCCGGAUGAGUUCCGAGGUCGAGCCUUGACGGGACGGAUCAGAUCCGGUGGAAGGAUGGAUUCACUCCAGAAAAUGUCGAACACCAAUCAAGCGUCUGUUGACAAGGUGAAACGCUUCCGACCGUGUUUCUACUCGCCAAUUCAGUGCUUGAUCAAGAGGAAA
Molecule: messenger RNA, 273 nt
Organism: Mesorhabditis belari
Lineage: Eukaryota; Metazoa; Nematoda; Chromadorea; Rhabditida; Rhabditidae
Source: the annotation of a GenBank genome assembly